This is a messenger RNA of Aspergillus glaucus CBS 516.65, 1493 nucleotides long. RefSeq names its product cyclin-dependent serine/threonine-protein kinase CDC28 (gene nimX). Bases 298 to 1269 code for a protein of 323 amino acids. Gene Ontology annotation, cellular component: nucleus; cyclin-dependent protein kinase holoenzyme complex; cytoplasm. NCBI's taxonomy places the organism in Eukaryota, Fungi, Ascomycota, Eurotiomycetes, Eurotiales, Aspergillaceae. Gene Ontology annotation, biological process: protein phosphorylation; signal transduction; regulation of G2/M transition of mitotic cell cycle. Gene Ontology annotation, molecular function: cyclin-dependent protein serine/threonine kinase activity; ATP binding; cyclin binding. The transcript is spliced from 4 exons. The record is from RefSeq and is a predicted model, not a curated record.
AUUCGACUACUUCUCUCGGGAUCUCGCCGCUGGGUGUUUGCUUGGUGCCGCUUACUUCGCUGCUACGACCGUGGCCGGUUGGCAAUUGGGAUUCCCUUCAACUCGCUCGUUGUUGCUGCUCUCCUUCUCUUUCUCUCCUGACAACACCCGGCCCUUUGUUUAUAACUCCUCACUCCUUGAGGGAUCAACACUCCAACGGACUCUCACGACUAUUGCUCGAUUAUCUGAUACUGGACGAGUCUUCUCUUUUUGUCAUUGUGUGAAUAUUCUAAAACAGAACAUAUACUCACCGCCAACAUGGAGAACUACCACCGAAUUGAGAAGAUCGGAGAGGGGACUUACGGUGUCGUCUACAAAGCCCGCGAACUCACCCACCCCGGCCGUAUUGUUGCCCUGAAGAAGAUUCGUCUGGAAGCGGAAGAUGAAGGUGUUCCUAGCACAGCCAUUCGUGAGAUUUCUUUGCUCAAGGAGAUGCACGACCCCAACAUCGUCAGCCUUCUCAAUAUUGUGCACGCCGAUGGCCACAAGCUUUAUCUCGUUUUCGAAUUCCUGGAUCUCGACCUCAAGAAGUACAUGGAGGCUCUCCCCGUGAGCGAAGGUGGACGCGGAAAGGCCCUUCCAGACGGUACUACGAUGAGGAAAGACAUGGGCUUGGGAGAUGCCAUGGUCAAGAAGUUUAUGGCCCAGCUCGUGGAAGGAAUCCGAUACUGCCACAGCCACCGUAUCCUGCAUCGGGAUCUCAAACCGCAGAACCUGCUUAUCGACCGCGAUGGUAACCUGAAAUUGGCCGAUUUUGGAUUGGCGAGAGCUUUUGGUGUCCCGCUAAGAACUUACACUCACGAAGUCGUGACAUUGUGGUAUCGUGCUCCUGAGAUUCUUCUGGGUGGUCGGCAAUAUUCCACCGGUGUCGACAUGUGGUCUGCUGGUGCAAUCUUUGCAGAGAUGUGCACACGUAGACCGCUCUUCCCCGGUGAUUCCGAGAUUGACGAGAUUUUCAAGAUUUUCCGGCUUCUUGGUACUCCAGACGAGAACAUUUGGCCUGGCAUCUCAUCUUUUCCCGACUACAAACCUACGUUCCCCAAGUGGAAGCGUCAAGAUAUGGCUAAUGUCGUUCCUGGAUUGGAAGACGCCGGCCUCGAUCUCAUAGAAGGGCUACUCGAGUAUGACCCAGUACGCCGGCUUUCCGCGAAACAGGCCUGCUUGCACCCAUACUUCCAACACGGCAGCUCUUACUAUUCUGGUCGCAACCGGACAAAAGGAUACCACUAGUGGACUGACGAAUUUAUCUCCACCUUUGUGUGAUUCUAUCAUACGUGGAUAGCCGGCAAGGGACCUCGACAUAGAAAGGGACGUCCACUACUGCGGACAAUGAUACAGUCCUUUAUUGGCCACCCUGUAUCCCUUUAUUGUCCGUUUUUAUGUCUCUGCGCUUGAAUGCGUUCUUUUCCCCCUUUCUUCUUCUUUUUUUUUUUUUUUUUUUUUUUUUUUUUUUU